ACCUAAUCUAUUAGAUAUUUAAAUUUAAAUAGUGUAGUACCUUUACAAGUUAAAAAUGUAUAUAUUUCAGCAAACAAAUUUAGUUUUCAUAUAAUUAUAAUCUAACAUUACUAUCUCAAUAAAUUAAUUAUAUUUUUAUUUUAAGUAUUUUUACAAUUAUAUUUUUGUUAAUAAUGUCUAAUAACCAGGAGAAAUCAAACGUGUCACAAGAGGAAAUAUUACAUCAAUUUGUUAAUAGAAUAUUUAACAAUGAUCAAUUUCGUGAAAAAAUAAUGAUACCUACCGUAAUGGGACGACCUGUGUCAAAAACAAUGGAAGAAAAAACCUUAGAUAGAAUCACUGAAAGUUGUGCAUUUAAAUCUAUUCUCAGUGGAGUGAUGGGUAAUACGGAAUUGACUUUCAAGUAACCUAUUUUAAUAAUUUAUACAUAAUUAAAAAUAAUACAUUUGUCUACUCAAGAUACAAAUAUUUUAGCUGGGAAAAUUAUGAAAAUAAUAACUUAAGAACCACAAAAGUAAUUUUUAUUAACAAUACUGUUGUGGUAGAUUAUUUAAUUUGUAUUAUUUUCAUUUUUAUCUAUGAAAAAAUUAAUUAAUUUUAUACAAAUUAAAUAACUCACCUAAUUAUUUUUAGGUUUUGCCCUUGGUGGAGCUAUUGGCCUUUUUACUUCUAGUGUAAAUCCACAAAUAAAACCACCUGGACAGACGGAAACAGUUAAAGAAAUUAUUCGGGAAAUGAAAACUUCAUCUCUUGGCUAUGCGAAAAAUUUUGGAUUACUUGGAGCUGUAUUUUCAGGCAUUGAAUGUAUGGUAGAAACUGUAUGUAUUAAAAAUUGAAAAUUAUAUUGUUAUAAAAUCUAAAGCGUAUGUAUUAAUUUUUAAACUAAUUUUAUAGUAUAGAGGCCAGUCUGACUGGAAGAAUGGUACUUAUGCAGGUGGAAUAACUGGAGGUUUAAUAGGAUUCAGAGGUAAAAACUAAUUAAAUAUAUUUUAAGAUUUUUAAAAAAUAUUCUUAUAGAUAUACAUUAUAAAAAUAAUAUAAAUAUAUUUUUUAGCUGGAGCCAAAGCAGGUUUACUCGGUGCAUUAGGUUUUGCCACAUUUUCGACAGCAAUUGAUUACUACAUGCGUAACUCGUCAUAAAUAUUGUUUAAUAACUUAAUUGAUUUAUAAUUUAUGAUACUGAUGUAUAAUAUAGAGUCUAAGUAGUUUGUGUCAUUAAAAAGUAAAAUAUAAAUAUAAUUCCUAUAAUAUAACUUUAAUCAUUUUAAUUAAAUUCUAAGCACUUAAAAUGUUCAAACAAAUUUCAUUUAACAACUUUUUAAAUAAAGAUGGAUAAUACUUUACAGAGGUAAAGUUUCUUAAUAAAAAGUCCUAAAUACCAAUAACAAAACUGAAAAAUCGCACUAAGAAAUUCAAGCAAGUUGCCAAAUAAGUGUAUAGUAAAUAUAGUAAAAUAGUAAUCAAUCUAUAUUGAUAAAUAAAUAAAUAUAAUAAAUCAAUCAUUUAUCUACUCAAUUUCUUAAUU
This is a messenger RNA of Cinara cedri, 1525 nucleotides long. Lineage: Eukaryota; Metazoa; Arthropoda; Insecta; Hemiptera; Aphididae. The record is from the annotation of a GenBank genome assembly.